This is a messenger RNA of Lampris incognitus (smalleye Pacific opah), 3914 nucleotides long. It is a transcript of the gene ext2, whose product is annotated as exostosin glycosyltransferase 2. NCBI's taxonomy places the organism in Eukaryota, Metazoa, Chordata, Actinopteri, Lampriformes, Lampridae. The record is from RefSeq and is a predicted model, not a curated record. Gene Ontology annotation, molecular function: glycosyltransferase activity. Gene Ontology annotation, cellular component: membrane. The transcript is spliced from 15 exons. The coding region runs from base 146 to 2305 and encodes 719 amino acids.
AAACGAGCCGAAAGCUGUCGCUAGCCGUCGAGCUGAACGUUGAACGGGCGUCUUUUGUUUUCUGAAACGUUGUUAUGAAUUGACACCGCGUUUUGGGGCUCUCUUCGGUCACAAGGUGCUCGGUUGGAAAGGGUGGGUGUCGGGCAUGUGCGCCUCUGGCAAGUAUAGUUCGCGGGGCCCAGCGCUUAUCCCGCGAAUGAAGACCAAACACCGCAUAUAUUACAUCACCCUCUUCUCUGUGGUCCUCCUUGGACUCAUAGCCACAGGGAUGUUCCAAUUUUGGCCCCACUCAAUCGAGUCCACAACUGAUUGGACCCUGGAUAAACGCAGUGUCCAUGAUGCACCUCUGGUUCGCCUCCCUGUUUCCAGCCCAAUCCCUGAGAGGGGGGAUCUCAGUUGCCGCAUGCACACUUGUUUUGAUGUUUAUCGAUGUGGCUACAACCCCAAGAACCGAAUUAAGGUGUACAUCUACCCACUACAGAGAUUUGUGGAUGAGGUGGGGGUUCCCAUCAGUAGCACGGGGCUAUCACGGGAAUACAAUGACCUGCUCACUGCAAUUUCUGACAGUGACUUCUACACUGACGACGUCACUAGAGCUUGUCUUUUUGUCCCCUCCAUUGAUGUACUGAAUCAGAACUCCCUGCGAAUCAGAGAGACUGCCCAAGCUUUGGCCAUGCUACCCAGGUGGGAUAAAGGAAUGAAUCACCUCCUUUUUAACAUGUUACCAGGAGGCCCUCCAGACUACAACACUGCCUUGGACGUGCCCAGAGACCGAGCGCUGCUGGCAGGAGGAGGUUUCUCCACGUGGACCUACAGGCAAGGUUAUGAUGUCAGUAUCCCGGUGUACAGCCCCCUGUCUGCAGAUGUUGAGCUGCCUGAGAGACAGCCUGGGCCACGGCGCUACUUCAUUCUCUCAUCUCAGACUGCCAUCCACCGGGAGUACCGCGCCGAGCUGGAGCGUUUGAAAGAGGAGAAUGGGGAGGCACUGCUCCUCUUGGACAAGUGUAGUAACCUCUCCCAGGGAGCCGCGUCCGCACGCAAACGCUGCUACAAGAGCCAGGUGUACGACUACCCACAGAUCCUGCAGGAGUCAUCAUUCUGCGUGGUUCUGCGUGGGGCCCGUCUGGGUCAGGCCGCCCUCAGCGACGUGCUGCAGGCUGGCUGUGUCCCCGUCAUCUUAGCUGACUCCUACAUUCUGCCAUUUUCUGAGGUGCUUGAUUGGAAGAGGGCCUCGGUGGUUAUUCCAGAAGAGAAGCUGUCUGAGAUGUACACCAUUUUAAAGAGUAUUCCUCACAGGCAGGUGGAGGAGAUGCAGAGACAGGCUCGCUGGUUCUGGGAGGCCUACUUCAGCUCCAUGAAGGCCAUCGGCUUGACGACGCUCCAGAUCAUCAACGACCGCAUUUACCCAUACGCCUCGCAUACCUACGAGCAGUGGAACAACCCGCCCGUGGUGAAAUGGUCCAGUGUCAACAGCCCGCUGUUCCUGCCCCUCAUUCCACCAAGGUCACCUGGGUUCACGGCAGUUGUACUUACCUACGACCGCAUUGAGAGUCUCUUCCGGGUCAUCACGGAGAUAUCAAAGGUGCCCAGCUUGGCCAAGCUGCUGGUGGUGUGGAACAACCAGAACAAAAGCCCUCCUGAAGAGUCUCUCUGGCCAAAGAUAGCGGUGCCUCUCAAAGUUGUGCGGACCAAGGAGAACAAGCUGAGCAACCGUUUCUUUCCCUACGACGAGAUUGAGACGGAGGCUGUGUUGGCCAUCGAUGAUGACAUAAUCAUGCUGACGUCAGACGAACUGCAGUUUGGCUACGAGGUGUGGAGGGAGUUUCCAGACAGGCUGGUGGGCUACCCUGGCCGGCUGCACCUCUGGGACCACGAGAUGGGGAAGUGGAAGUAUGAGUCGGAGUGGACUAACGAGGUCUCCAUGGUUUUAACUGGAGCUGCCUUCUACCACAAGUAUUUCAACUACUUGUAUACAUACAAGAUGCCAGGAGACAUCAAGAACUGGGUCGACGCUCACAUGAACUGUGAAGACAUCGCCAUGAACUUUCUGGUGGCUAACAUCACCGGCAAAGCCCCCAUAAAGGUGACCCCCAGGAAAAAGUUCAAGUGUCCUGAGUGCACUGCUAUUGAUGGACUGUCCCUGGACCAGACGCACAUGGUGGAGAGAUCCGAGUGCAUCAACAAGUUUGCGUCAGUGUUUGGCACGAUGCCUCUGAAAGUAGUGGAGCACCGCGCCGACCCGGUGCUCUACAAGGACGACUUCCCCGAGAAGCUCAAGAGCUUCCCCAACAUCGGCAGUCUGUGACCGGCCCGGAACGGAUCUGGACCCCCCCCCUCCCCCCCAUGCCACGUCUAAAUGAACUGCCCGCCCCCUCAUCCUCACUUGGUUGUCCUUUCAUAAUUUAGCAACAACCCCCCCGCCCCCCCACACACACACACACACUUGGGUUCAACAGAUGAUGAGGUGAUAAGUGAUCAGUGAUUUUAAAGUUUAACCGUGAUCUAGGGAAACGGAGUAUAAUUGAGCAUUGUCUCGUUGGAGCAGUUCUGGAAGAUGGAGCUUCGGAGGGAGGGAUGUCUGUGUGUGGCAGGCCUGACCAAAACGGAGGGAAUCCAUAGUUACUGAAGGCAGUUGCUGUCAUCCGGCGGUCCUACUUUUUUUACAAUUCCGUAGUCUCAGGCGGCGUGAUUUGGUGGAACCGAGCACGUGGCGUCCGUCCACUCGCCUGGUUUAACAAAGGGCAUCGAGACAAGCCACCUCGAGACGUUGGGAGGCUUCCACAUUCUUUAUCGUUACAUGGAUUGGAUUGAUACCUCCGCCCUGCCGUUUGGCAGGCGGAGCGAGCGAGCGGAGCGUUGUGGUUUGGGAGCCGGACGCCCCGCGGGGCUCGGGGAUCAUAAAUUAAAGCAGCGCCGCCUUGCCGCAGUUUUGAGAGCUGACCGGGCGACGAGCCGCCUACCUGGACCUACCGUGUGUUAUAGAACGUUAGUGUUUGUUGAAGCAGCCAGCGUCAUUUAUAAAGAGUCCCAAGUGGGAUGUUUUUUUUUUUUUCUAUCUUAAUUUUUAUUUGCCUCUUAGAACGGAAAAGAUGAAGUCAGUCAAGAUGAACUCGUCUUUUCCUGCACACGUGCUGCCGGGCAGGAAGAUGAGUCAGUCUGUGCCAUAAAUGACACAAGUGACUGGUGACGUUAGUGUGUGGUACUUCAUCAGUAUGGUAGGAUGUAAAGUAACACUGCUAAGAGAUGGUGCACACACACACACACACACACACACCCGUCUCGUUUGUGUGUCAACGCACAUUUGCUGACAGAUGUUGCCGGCUGAGCUAAUGAAACGUGUGUAAUUGCACUUCGCCGCAGACCGUUUCAUCGGGCGGCGUUUCGAGAGGCGCUCGGACAUGACAGGGUGUGUACUGAGAGCGAGCGCCGAGCUGUUAGCUGCUCUAUUUCCUAAUUUGUGCGUACGAGUUCCGCAACGGUGUAGGGCUUUUUUUAAUGGGUGUGUUGAGAACACAGCAAGAGCGAUGAGUCCGCGUCAGAAGAACGAGGCUGCAGACCAACUGAUGUAUGUGGACCCAGUAGUCCUGGUCCGUGUAGUGUUGUCUGCCAGUGUCCUCUCACGGUUCUGUUUGUCUGAGCUGCGUCGGCCAUUACACACAAGCCUAACGAACUUUAAGAUGUUAAUAUUGCUCUGUCAUAUUUUUCUUUACCGUUUUUUACUUUCAUAAGCUGUAUAGUAAGUGAUGAGACUCUCUGGAAACAAGCUGUAAAAUCAACACAUGUACUGUAUUACUGUAUACAUAAACACAUGUACUGUAUACACAAGUACACGAGUGACUUUGCAGUACCUGAUGAGUAAGAAUACAUGAUGUGCAAGCUUCCUGCUUUGAGGGAUGACGACAUCUUUUCUGUUA